Molecule: messenger RNA, 1409 nt
Organism: Eriocheir sinensis (Chinese mitten crab)
Lineage: Eukaryota; Metazoa; Arthropoda; Malacostraca; Decapoda; Varunidae
Product: histone PARylation factor 1-like
Exons: 10
Coding region: 32-1366 (444 amino acids)
Biological process (GO): DNA damage response; regulation of protein ADP-ribosylation
Cellular component (GO): nucleus
Molecular function (GO): histone binding; poly-ADP-D-ribose binding
Source: RefSeq, a predicted model, not a curated record
UCUGGUAGGGUUGAAGUAAACAUAAACAAGGAUGGCGGGCGCGGCGGAGAGCAGCGACGCCUCUCGGCAGGACGACCCUCGGCCCGCCUGUAAAUACGGGGCAAAGUGCUACCAGAAGAACCCUCAGCACCACAAGAGAUUCAAGCACCCGGCCAAGAAGAAGAGGGAGAACCCCGCUGAAGAUGUGGAGAAUGGGACAAAGAGAGUCAGAGUGGAUGACACAGUCCUACUAGCUCCUCCCCGUCUCCGCCGGUCUAGUUUUGAUGAGGAUGGCCUUGCAGACUAUGGCAGCCCUUAUGAACGGACUAAAAUUUUCCUAAAGACUGCCUCACCCACAGACUCAGAAGGUGAAAAGGAGGAUGAAGACGAGUCCAAAAAGGAAGAAGAUUUAGCAUUGGCUCCCCAUGACUAUAUUGUACAAAACUCCCCAGAGAAUGUGCGAUUUAGCAUUGAGCAAAAGUUCUUGGUGGAGAUGCCAAAGGAAUUCUUUGACUUCUGGGAAUGCUGUUCAUGCAUCAACAACGAAAACCCUGAAGAGGCACUGCAGCAGGCUGGCUUGACACUUGUUGGACCAUAUGAUAUUCUCACAGGAAAACUGAAGGAGCUAAAUGAUAAGAGAGUGUCUAACUACAUCUGUCACUGGCGGUACUACUAUGAUCCACCAGAGUUCAUGACUGUGAUUGCCGGAGACGAGAAUGAAUACCACAUUGGCUAUUACCGUGAUGACCCUUACACCAUGCCUGAUUUUGUGGCCUCAAUGUCCUCAGUUAAAAUAGGUCACAUCAAGGCCCUGGGAGGGAAUAUAUUUGCAGGAGUUUGUUCUUACCUGUCUGAAAAGAUGAAGACAGAAGAUCCCUUUAAGAAGACUCCCCUGAUGAGACUCUAUAAGGAGGUGGAAGCAUAUGCCAAAGAUAAGGGUUACUCCUUGCUGGCGGUCACUCCCGACAUGAAGGAGCGGAACAAAGCUGUGGUGGCCAAGACCUUCCACGGGGCCGGCAUUGUGGUGCCUGUGCAGAAUGAUGUGGGCUACAGAGAGCUUCCAGAAACUUAUGCAAACCUGAGAAAGAUUAUGAAAAAAGUGGCAGAGUCUAAAACUGAAGAGGAAGAGAUGAAAAAUUUUGAGCCCCUUCAAGAGAUAAUAACCAAUGUCCAGUUUGGCUACGAUGAAGGAGACUACGGAAUGGGACUUGAGCUUGGAAUCAACCUCUUUAUUUAUGGUGGGGAAGUGUUCCAUAAGGUCAUUCUCCACUUGCUGUGUGUUGGCUAUGACCUGCUGGCCAGGGAAUCCUACAUCACCAUCCUGCAGGCACACCUCAGGAACAGGCGGCGGGGCAGCAAGCUGAGCAUCCUGGACACUAGCACCUAAGCCAGGGGUGUCAAACUCAUGGCCCGCGGGCCAAAUGUGGCUU